AUGGCCCUCAUUUAUGUGGCAAUAAAUCUUAAUGUUGCUGCUGCUGGGAGCAUAUAUGAAGUAACAUGGAUUAGAGACAAGAGGUUACUUCAGAUAAAAGCUAUGAAAACUAAGCAUUAUGUUAACAAGGACCAGUGCAGAUGUACGAUAUUCCUGAAUGGGACUCUGCAAAUCCAGCAGUUGUUAGAAAGCAACAGUGGAAAGUACAAGACUGUUUAUGACCAGGAAGGAAAGUUAAAGAGAGAAGAGGAUACAAUGGUCAUUGUUCAAGAACCUGUCCUUCAGCCAGACCUCAGUGCUGACUGUGUUAAUAAAUCCAUAUGGAAGCAGAAGACUAAGGACCAUAUGUUUGUAAAAGAAACUAUGCAAGAUAAAAUUAAAAAAAAUCAAAAGAAUGCAACAAAAGUGGAAUUUCUUACACGUCAUUCUGGGACGUUCAGAUAUGUGGUAAAGAGCCAGGUCACUGAAAAAGAAGUUCAGAAGAAAAUUGAUUGUCCAGGCCAGCUGGACUUUUAUCUCAUCACAGGCGUAGUAGGAGGUGUAAUUGUUAUCUUCAUGAUUUUGCUAAUUUACUGUACCAGGAAGAAGAGAGCAGAAAGGCUGAAGAAGAUGAGCAACGCUGAACACGUAGUGCCGUUGCUCACGGUGUGA
Molecule: messenger RNA, 651 nt
Organism: Nothoprocta perdicaria
Lineage: Eukaryota; Metazoa; Chordata; Aves; Tinamiformes; Tinamidae
Gene: CD2
Product: CD2 molecule
Source: RefSeq, a predicted model, not a curated record